AUGAGUAAAAAUGAACAAAUUCCCAAGCCAAGAUCAGGGUUUUCAAUCCAUAAUCUAUCUCCAGCCCAUCAUAUGCACAACACUUCUUUAUCCCAUGACACUUCCAAGCAAUCUUUAUCAUCUGAAAUCCCGCCUGAAAGCAAUCAGUCAAAAAAAUCUCCGAAUUCUUUUAUAUAUAGAUAUCAUAGCUCCAGAAGAACGCUUACAGGAAAUAUAAGAAAAUCGCCAAUGUCAAGAAAAUCUUCAAAUAGAGAUACCUUAUCGUCUCCUAAUACAAGCUUGAUGUUUGCAUCGGGUGCAGGCCCAAUGACAUUGCCUUUUUGACAGUGUCUAUUUCACCGAAGUAUUUUUGUCCGAAAAUUGGUUGAAACUUUUUGAUAGUGAGACAUUUGACCAAAAAAACCUUAAUUUUCGACCAAAUGCUUCGAUGAAAUGUGUCAAAAAUCCACUGUCAUUUGACAUGGAGCAUUUGCAUCACCAAAAUCAUAUGAGCCGAGAAAAGCUACAAUUGACUACUUAGAAAAAUACAAUCUCCGGCUUAAAAGAAACAGCGGGGACUCUAGCCAAGCGUCAGCAAAUGCUAUGAUGGAGAUUGAAGAAUGCAAAGAAAUUGACUCUCGAAUGGAAAAUGAAAGAAAUAGAAUUAACGUAUUUUUUACAUCAGGAAAUGCUAAAUGUGAGACAAAUGCUGUUACCGUUUUCAAAUCUACAGAAGGCUGCAGAAAUUAUGUCAAAAACAGUAAAAUUAAAAUAGUUUAUACUGUGUAA
Messenger RNA from Blepharisma stoltei, 768 nucleotides. The record is from the annotation of a GenBank genome assembly. Lineage: Eukaryota; Ciliophora; Heterotrichea; Heterotrichida; Blepharismidae.